Molecule: messenger RNA, 647 nt
Organism: Drosophila grimshawi
Lineage: Eukaryota; Metazoa; Arthropoda; Insecta; Diptera; Drosophilidae
Product: Golgi-associated plant pathogenesis-related protein 1
Exons: 4
Coding region: 140-577 (145 amino acids)
Cellular component (GO): extracellular region
Source: RefSeq, a predicted model, not a curated record
ACAUAAAAAGGCACUGCUCACAGCUAAGGGGCUCAGUAUUAUUUAAACGUCGGAACCGUAAAGCUUCAUCCAUGAGAAUAUUUCAAUUACAAUUCUCCUAAUAGUUUAUCAAAUUAAAUUUCAAAGUACUUCAACGGCAAUGAGUACUCAAGCAUUCGAACAAGAGGUGCUUAAGGCCCACAAUUCCUAUAGAACUCGCCACAAUGCGCCUCCACUGCAGCUGAAUGAACAACUAUCCAAACUAUCCACCGACUGGGCAAAGUAUCUACUGGCCAAAAAUCGUAUGGAGCAUCGUCAAAACAGUGGAUAUGGAGAGAAUAUCUAUAUGGCUUCGGGUGGUAAUCUCACUGGUACAGAUGCAGUAACAUCCUGGUAUAAUGAAAUCCAUCAGUACAAUUGGCAACGACCAUCCUUCCAAAGUAACACGGGCCACUUUACCCAAGUGGUGUGGAGAUCUUCUACACAGCUUGGCGUAGGAUUUGCUCGACGUGGGAACACAAUUUAUGUAGUGUGCAACUAUGAUCCACCUGGCAACUUUAUGAACCAGUUCCCGGAAAACGUCCAUCCACCGAAAUAAUUCCACAUAUCAAAAAGCUUUUACACCAAAAAUUAGUUAAACUACAUUUUAUAAAGUUCAUAACAUUCCA